Messenger RNA from Vicia faba (fava bean), 870 nucleotides. Lineage: Eukaryota; Viridiplantae; Streptophyta; Magnoliopsida; Fabales; Fabaceae. The record is from the annotation of a GenBank genome assembly.
AUGAAUUUCAACAACGUGAAGAUCCCGAAGGUUCCUGGUAGCGGAAUCGCUGCUUUGCUUAAAGUUAGCAUUAUUGGUGGACUUGCUGUGUAUGGGGCUACAAACACCUUGUAUAAUGUUGAGGGUGGUCAUCGAGCUAUUGUCUUUAACCGUCUUGUUGGUGUCAAAGAUAAGGUUUAUCCUGAAGGAACACAUAUUAUGAUCCCGUGGUUUGAGAGGCCUGUGAUCUAUGAUGUUCGUGCACGACCUCACUUAGUGGAGAGCACUUCAGGAAGUCGGGAUCUCCAAAUGGUGAAAAUUGGACUUAGAGUUCUUACUCGUCCUGUGCCAGACCAAUUACCCACAGUUUAUCGAACUCUGGGCGAGAAUUACAAUGAAAGGGUCUUGCCUUCUAUUAUACACGAAACUCUCAAAUCUGUGGUUGCACAGUACAAUGCCAGUCAGCUCAUUACUCAGAGAGAGGCUGUUAGUCGUGAAAUAAGGAAGAUAUUGACUGAAAGGGCAUCACAAUUUAACAUUGCUUUGGACGAUGUGUCAAUCACAAGUUUGACAUUUGGGAGGGAAUUCACAGCUGCAAUUGAAGCCAAGCAGGUUGCUGCUCAAGAAGCCGAGAGAGCUAAAUUUGUUGUCGAAAAAGCUGAACAAGACAAAAGAAGUGCUGUUAUUAGAGCACAGGGAGAAGCCAAGAGUGCUCAGUUGAUUGGUCAAGCUAUUUCCAAUAACCCUGCAUUUAUAACCUUAAGGAAAAUUGAAGCUGCUAGGGAAAUUGCUCAAACAAUUUCAAAUUCUGCCAACAAGGUUUUCUUGAAUUCAGAUGAUCUCUUGCUGAACCUCCAGGAUUUAAAUUUGGAGCCUAGUGGGAAGAAGUAG